AUGCUAACGCUUUCGUCAGUCAUCUGGCCGCAAUUCAAUCUGAAAACCUCUGAAAUGGAGUCCUCCACCUCUGAGGUCAAGAACGAGGCUUCUGCCCCUUCAUUAGACAGCCCAGUUCCCGAUGAUACGAAGCCUGCCGAGUCAGUCAAGACAGGCCUUCCCCAGACCGCUCUGAAAGCCUUGCUCAUCGAGUCUGCUUCCAGAACCCCUGUCAACAAUGCCCAACUGGAAGACGAUGACGACCUCACUCCGCCGCCUGACCACAUUCCCAGCCCAACUCAUGACGACCCGGCCUCGGGCGACGAAAUCGUGGUGAGCUCUAAUCGUAAUGGUGCCGACAAGUCUUCGCCUUUUCGUGUGGUGUCCGACCAAGAGGACGAAACCAUGGGCGACGCCGAUGAGGAUCUGCCCUAUCGACCGCAAACGUCCCCUUAUCCCACGCGCAAGAGACAGCUGACCUUGUCAAACGUUCCUGCGGAUGACGAAGAGGAAGGAAGCCCAGCCACAGACGACACGCCCAUCUCCCGCGCAAAGCCGAUCCGUCGCCCUGCGGGUGCUGAUUCCAAGACUGUCAUUCUUGGAUACUGGCGCGACUCUCAGCAUCCUGACGAGGCUGAGAAGCACGCUGUCGUCGGCUUCAUUGACGUGCGAGAAAGGUUGCGAACACGAAUUGCCGACGUCAACCGCGAGCGUCAGCCUGUUGACACAAAGAAGUAUCCAGUGCCUCCUGGACCCGGUGGUAGCUGGGUGACAUUUGAGCGCGUCGUUUUCGAGCCUCAACUUGUCGGGCUCAAUCAUCACCACAUUAAAGAAUUCGUUAAGCAAAGGGCCGGUGUAGAGGGAGAAUCGCCCGAGACGAAGCGGCAAAACGACAUGCUCGCUGUUGCCGAGGCGCGACGUCGCCUCGAGAGAAACCCGGCCUCCGAGACGGCGCCUACCCCGGCUGUGGCCUACGGUCUCACGAUCCCCGAGGACGCUGUCAUCUGCAGUCGUUCUGAGAUCGCUAAGCGGCGAAAGCUUGGCCCAACCCCUCAGAGCGGCGUCGGCACUAUCAGCGGUGGAGGCCCGAUACUGAGUUCCCAAGCACAGGGCCAGCACCAACCACCAAUGAGGCACACUCUGGCGCAGGAGCUUCCUCCGAUGCACUCCCAGGUAGGUCCUCGGCGCAGUCUGCCCGACCAUCCUGAAAGCAGAUCGUCGUCGGGUAUUGGAAGCCCAGCAACGCGGCCCAACGAACGCGAUCGCCAUGCGGUUCUCGGCAUUCUCGGUACAAACGACAUGUUCCGGGUCAAGGUCGUUCGUGAGACUCGAGACGGGCGCUAUGUUGAUGGAAACUUCCCUGUUGGCGCAGGCGCUUUGUGGAUCCAAUGGCCUGAGAUGGAGCCGGAGCCGCAUCUCAAGGAUCUUAGCCGAACAGAGGUCAAAGAGUACGUCCGGGUUCGCCAAUACCAGAUUGACCGAGGUGAGACGGAAGCGCAAAAAGUUCGCAACGAGACCCAUGCCGUCUACAUUGCGCAACAGCGUGUCAUGCACGGCGUCAAGAUCGUCCCCCCGCCGGGCGCCGCCGCCAACGGGAAUGGUGUCCAUAGCCGACAUGACGAUGAUGUGCCCGGGCCGGAGGACGCAGAUAUGAACGAUGCCUAUGUCGAUUCCAAGCAGGACAUGAAGACUGUGUUCAAUGGUCAAGAGCUUAGGAGCAACGGCCGCCGUCCAGACGCCCCUCACGGACGACACUCGCUGCCAAACCUCGAGAGUCGCCAGUCCUCAAAGACUCCUAUUGCUGCACGCAGGGAUAUGGAUACCCACGCUCGUCGAGAGAUAGGCCGGCUUGAGCAGGCCGAAGUUCGCAGGGCUCAGUUUGCUCUGGAACGGGAGGCCGCUGCUGCCAACGCCAGUCUCGGCAUGCCGAUGCAGCACGGCAGCCAAUUGCCCCCCAUGCAAAUGGUGAACAAUAACCAUAGUCGUACGAGCCUUGGACACUCAUUCCACGCGCACGAUGACCUGCAACGUCUUGAGAGCGUAUGGCAGAUGCAGGAGGAGCAACGCAAUAAGGUCCAACAGCUGCCGCCUCCCCCGGCUCCCGUUCAGGCCCCACCUCCUGUCCAUACGCCAGUGGCUAACGGCAACGAAGUCAAGUACCAUGAAGGUAUUCGGUACGAGCGCAAGCCUACCGGUAAUUUCGCUGGCAAACUCGUGUCGACGGGCUCCCUCAUCAGCAUUGAUGGCGAGGAUUACAUCGAGUACCGCCUUCUUACGAAGCCGUCGUUCUGAUGCACGCCUUCUGCGAUGUUGUCCUGCGGCUGUUGUUCUUACUAUCACACUUAUUUUCUCUUCGCGUUUGCGACACUUCACUUUCCGACUGUUCAAUUGUGGGGCGGAGCCUACAUGAUUCUUUUGGCGCGGACGGUAUUCAAAAAGCCCUUUGGCGCCAUCAUUCGGACUAUACCCCCUUUACACUUAUCUUCACUUCGGUCCCGGCCUCGUGACAUCGUGGAUGUACGACACCGAUUUCCUCUCUGUUUCUCAUCUCCUUAGACUGGCGUUCAACUCGGUUCCUUACAAACCGGACGGACCAGAGUCUGUCAUGGGUUCAUUACAAAAUGCGAAUGAUGGGUCCGGAAGAUUUGGCUUGUUUUCCUUACUUUUGUUUACGUGGCGAGGAAUGACGUUGUACGAUUACUCGGAAUGCAAAAGCCGAAGAGAUUGCACGGG
Verticillium dahliae VdLs.17 is the source of this 2712-nucleotide messenger RNA. RefSeq lists its product as uncharacterized. NCBI's taxonomy places the organism in Eukaryota, Fungi, Ascomycota, Sordariomycetes, Glomerellales, Plectosphaerellaceae. The record is from RefSeq and is a predicted model, not a curated record. Bases 1 to 2271 code for a protein of 756 amino acids. The transcript is spliced from 2 exons.